AUGCUCCCCAAACCCAUCCUCAUAGUCCUCUCCGCCCUCGCCUCCCUCCCAAACCCAACCCACGCCGCCGACGACACCUCCCAAAAACCCCAAAACUACGACGCCCCAUCCUCCCUCUCAAUCACACCCUCUUACCUCUUCCCCGGCACGGGCGGCUCCGCAAUCCCCCUCCUCAACCUCGGCGCGGCGGCGGCCGCAGCCUCCUGCUCCACCCUCGAGAAGCCCUGCGACAACGGCUGCAUGCCCAGCACGGGAUCCUGCUGCAACACCGGCACAGGCGGGUACUGCGAGCUCGGGAAAUACUGCGUCUCGGGCGGGUGCUGCCAGAACGGCAAGACGUGUUCUGGAGCGCCGCAGGGGUGUAGUGCCGGUAAAGUGCUUUGCAACGGGCUAUGUAUCCCUUCUGGCAAGUGUGAUAAAGGGGGAAGCGGUGGUGGCGGCGGCGGAGGAAGCCAGUGCGCAGCCGGUGAGACUCCCUGCGGGACGGGAUGUAUGCCGGCGGGUGAAGUCUGCUGCGACACAUAUUAUUGCAACGCUGGGGAGACGUGUCUGGGGAACAAAAAAUGCGACAAGGGCGGCGGUGGCGGAGGAGGCGGAGGUGGAGGAGGUGGAGGAAGCCAGUGCGCGAGCGGCGAGACUCCCUGCGGGACGGGAUGUAUGCCCGCCGGCAACGUGUGCUGCGAGACGUACUUUUGCAACACCGGCCUGACCUGUGUCGGGGACAAGAAAUGCCAGGACCCCAACAGCGGCGGCGGCGGCGGAGGAGGUGGAGGCGGAGGAGACGAUACCAGCGCAACGUCUAGUUUGCUCGCGACGCUUCCUUCCAUCGACGGUGCGACGACGUCUCUGGGAGACUUUCCUCAGCCUACACAGACGUUGGGUGGCGGUGAUGAUGGACCAACGUCGGCGUCUGGCUCUUCUUCGCCGACAGCGACGAGGCCGGGGACUACAACGACUAGCCCGGCACCGGCGUCGACAUCCUCCCGAGCUGCAGCAUUCAUGGGACGGUACGUCGAUGGCUCCGUCUUGGUCGCGGGCCUGCUCGUCGCAGCGCCGCUGGUGAUCUGA
Molecule: messenger RNA, 1068 nt
Organism: Colletotrichum orchidophilum
Lineage: Eukaryota; Fungi; Ascomycota; Sordariomycetes; Glomerellales; Glomerellaceae
Exons: 2
Coding region: 1-1068 (355 amino acids)
Source: RefSeq, a predicted model, not a curated record